UCGAUUUUCGUGGCCUCACUUCAUUUUGAUGUCGGCGUGCCACCUUAGCGGAGGGUCCACGGUCUUAUAUGUCUUGUAUGUCGAUGGUACUGGACCGUCAACGCUGUGAAGUCAAGUUUUAAACGUACAGCUUGUCCGGCAAAACUGUUAAAGGUGCCUGUCAGUGCCUGUACUCCGUCGUUCAUGUUUAACCGACUGCAGUCACUUCAGUCAUCCGUUGCGGCAACCCGAAAUUCCUGUACUCUCCUAUAACUCUGCCUAUAGCCGCUGAGAGUAUAGUACUCGUCGACAGUUGAUCGCUAUUCUUUAGCACACUGCAGUAUUCGACGCUUAGGCAGAACCUUGUUUUGUUAUGGUCUCUCCCACAAGUGGGACACAGGCCCCUGGAAGAGCGCGAUAAGUUUCGUUCGGACAGUCCUUAUCGAAGCGCGCCAGGUACUGCGCGAUUAUCCUGUGCAAGUACGUGCAAGACUCUGGCCUCCUCGUGGAAUUGUGCUGGACGUCGUGCAGCAAGUGUGCCGUGUACGAAUACGUUAGACGAACAAGGGCGGCGAAGAAGAAGAAGAAGACGAAGACGAAGAAGAAGAGAAGAAGGAAGAGGAAGAUCCGCGAUAGGGACGGCGAUAGACCACUGCAGGACACGAGCAUCGCUCAAAGAGUCGUGUGCAGUAUGCGUAAAGUUUGCGAAUCGCGAGUAUUAUGGCUGCAAGAGAGGCCAACGCCACGAAGCCUCGUCAAGAGAAACAAUACGAUUACCUUUUGAAGUUUCUUCUGGUCGGCGACAGCGACGUGGGAAAACAAGAAAUCCUUAGCGGCCUGGAGGAUGGUGCGGCAGAAUCGCCCUUUUGCAGUGGCAGUGCAUACAAAACUACAACGAUUCUUCUGGAUGGUAAACGAGUAAAACUACAACUCUGGGAUACAUCGGGCCAAGGGAGAUUUUGUACGAUAAUUAGAUCGUAUUCGCGUGGAGCGCAAGGCAUACUUCUCGUAUACGAUAUAACUAACAAGUGGUCUUUUGAUGGUAUCGACAGAUGGCUUAAGGAAGUCGAGGAGCACGCACCGGGAGUACCGAAGGUACUAGUCGGUAAUCGUCUUCAUCUUGCCUUUAAAAGACAAGUUGGAGAACGUGAGGCUGAGACAUACGCAGCGAAAAAUCGUAUGGCCUUCUUUGAGGUCUCACCGCUGUGCGACUUCAACAUCCGUGAGAGUUUCUCUGAGCUAUCCCGAAUGGCGCUUCAUCGCAAUGGCAUGGAAAGGCUCUGGCGUUCGAAUAAAGUCCUCAGCCUCCAAGAGUUGGCCUGUCGGGCUAUCGUAGCGAGAACUACCGUAUACGGUAUUGACCAGCUCCCAUUACCGAUAUCCAUAAAAUCCCACCUAAAGUCGUACGCAAUGACGACGACCACCUCUCAGCUUCGAUACAACAAUGGGAAUCGUUCCCUGAGCUCAAGCAAGAAUCUGGGCUCUCAUCAUCGGAAACUAAGAAUCCAAGUUACACCAAACCAUAACGGAGCCACAACGCCGGGCAGCUCUCCUGCUGGCAGCAUCGCAGAUACGCGUACGAGCUGCGUUGGUAGAAACUCUUGCGUAAUAUCCUGAGGGUAAAGCUUAGAAUCGUCCCUUACAUAAAUCAACAACCCAUAAAAAGACUAUCCAGAGCGAACGAGACAAGAUAUUCCUGAUAAAGAUAAGAAAGCGCAGGUACGAGAGAAAAGAUAUUAAGGAACAUUUCAUUUAAGGAAUUUUAUUUCCAUGUAAAUAUUUCUUUGUCAGCGCAGUAUCCGACACGCAUUCUAUAAUGCCAGGCAAUGCCAAGCGAUCGAGUCAAUGCCCAUGGUACAUGAAGUUGAGGAUGCAUCGAGCACGAAAUGACUCCAUGAACGAGUGUACCUCUGAUUCUUUUCAUAUACACUCGAUUAACACUUCUCGCAUUAAAUGGUACGUGCAAGCGAGUACUGAAAUAGUUACUCACUUGAUGGCUUGAGUUCUUAACGAAAGGCGUACUUACACGAUCUUCUGCCUCAGAAACGAAAGUACGAUGACGCCAAGUAAUGCACUUUUCCAUGCUUACUAACACACGACGUCCAGUCCUUUAAGAUAUUAUUCUUCCACGAUGAGGACAUUCUCGUGCGUAUAUCACUACAAAAAUCCAUCAAAUACAUACGGAAUAUACUGAGUAAUAUCCGUUGUGAUUAUUUAUAUGUACAGAACGUUGUAUUAAUCACGUUCGAUCAUCUUGUCUUUUUUUUUUACUACGGUCUCGUGCCACAACCAGAUAGCAGCUAUCAGCGGUUCACCGUAGCAAGUGGUGACUACUAGUAUUCUGUGAGAGACAACUAUGGUGUACAAACUUCAUUCUACCUACUUUAAACCUAUUAUAUUAGAUACUGAUUGGGGGCGGCUGACAGUGACUCGUCGUCGAAAACAUCAGUUUUUGUACUUACCUGUGAUCAGUGCGUCGAGUGAUGAAAUGUAAAGAAAAGUGAAUGACAAAUCACUGGCAACACCAAUGUGAAGUUGAGUUGACUAAACUACAAAUGAUAAUGUCUUGGCGUUUCAGUGACAAAUUUUUGAGAAAUGACUCGUCUUGUGAAGGCACGUGCACAAUGUAUAUCUACGUACGGUGUACACGGUUCACCAAGUUAUAUACGCGCAUGUAUAUAAUACUUAUUGUUAUUACAUUAUACGCAAAUUGGAUGUACGUAUUUAUUCAUGAUUGUACUAACGAGACUAAUAAAUAUCUCGUAAUGUCGUACUGCAACUGAAA
Messenger RNA from Cephus cinctus (wheat stem sawfly), 2764 nucleotides. It is a transcript of the gene Rab40, whose product is annotated as ras-related protein Rab-40C. Lineage: Eukaryota; Metazoa; Arthropoda; Insecta; Hymenoptera; Cephidae. The transcript is spliced from 4 exons. Gene Ontology annotation, molecular function: GTPase activity; GTP binding. The record is from RefSeq and is a predicted model, not a curated record. Gene Ontology annotation, biological process: protein localization to plasma membrane; intracellular signal transduction. Gene Ontology annotation, cellular component: endosome; plasma membrane; synaptic vesicle. Bases 700 to 1596 code for a protein of 298 amino acids.